AUGUCAUCUCCUUUUCUAUCGCUGGAUGAGCGAGUGGACUUGGUCUGUCGAGGCCUACAAGAGAUCAUUGGUGACGUUCAAGUGAAGAAUCAAGCGUUGAUCAAGAAUGACAUCAAGAAAGAUUCCAUGAAAAGGAUCACGGCAGAGCGUCCCCUUCGUGUCUAUUGGGGAACCGCACCGACGGGAGCUCCACACAUUGGAUACUUUGUGCCAAUGCUCAAGAUUGCAGACUUUUUACAGGCAGGAUGUGACGUUACCGUUCUGUUGGCAGAUCUACAUGCAUCGCUGGAUGCGCUCAAGUCCAUGUUGGAAGCCAUCGGAGUCUCUACGAAGCAACUACGAUUUGUUCGCGGUACGGACUUUCAGCUGAGCCCGGAUUACACAUUGGAUCUCUAUAAGCUCAUGGCCGAAACUUCCUUUCGAAAUGCCGCCAGAGCUGGCGCGGAGGUGGUGAAGCAAGGGGCAGCAGAAACAGACUGCUUGCUAUCUGGUUUGGCGUACCGGUACCCAUUGUUACAGGCACUGGACGAAGUGUACUUGGGUGUCGAUGUCCAAUUUGGUGGAAUCGAUCAACGAAAGAUCUUUAUCUUGAAGAAGAUUGAUCCCAACAAAAAGCAAGACAAACUGAACUACAGCAAUAUGCAGGACAUCCCAGAUGAGAGACCCGAGGGGAUGUCCAAGAAUGCACGGAAAAAGCUACAGAAACUACAGAAAGCAAAGUUGAAAGAAAUGACAAAGAAAGCAAAGUCAGGAGCCACAACCAUGACUGAGCAGCCCAGUGCCACAACGCCAACAGAGGAGACCCCUACGAUCAAACACCCUGCAUCAGCGGCAGGACAGGGAGGCAAACUCAAUUCUGGUGGCAAUAAGACGAGUGACAAGAGCUAUCACAGACGUGUGCACUUGUGCAAUCCCAUGGUUCCCAGUCUGGGUGGAGGCAAGAUGUCAAGUUCUGGAAAAGACAAGAUAUACAUUCUUGCCUCUCCUGCGCAAGUCAAAAAGCUGGUAGGGAAAGCAUUCUGCGUGGAUGAAGUGGUGGAGGGAAUUGGUUUGCUGGCAUUUUGUGAGUUUGUGCUGAUACCGUGGCGUCAGGGGCUUGUCCAACCUGGGGAACCUGUUUUUGAUAUCCCUUCGGAUGGUGACGGCUCCACCGUGUCCUUCUAUUCGUUUCAUGAGCUGAAGACUGCUUUCUUUGGAAACAAAGAUCAAUUCACAAAUGCUCAAGAAAGGUGUGACUAA
Seminavis robusta is the source of this 1239-nucleotide messenger RNA. The record is from the annotation of a GenBank genome assembly. NCBI's taxonomy places the organism in Eukaryota, Bacillariophyta, Bacillariophyceae, Naviculales, Naviculaceae.